Molecule: messenger RNA, 2224 nt
Organism: Peromyscus californicus insignis
Lineage: Eukaryota; Metazoa; Chordata; Mammalia; Rodentia; Cricetidae
Gene: Nprl3
Product: NPR3 like, GATOR1 complex subunit
Exons: 14
Coding region: 150-1898 (582 amino acids)
Biological process (GO): positive regulation of autophagy; TORC1 signaling; cellular response to amino acid starvation
Cellular component (GO): GATOR1 complex
Source: RefSeq, a predicted model, not a curated record
CGAGAGCGAGGCCGCGCGCGUUUGUGUCCGGGCCGUGGCGCCGGCUUCCUCCGUGUCCCUGCGGGCCCGGCGCCUGGCUCCGGCUCCUACCCUCCGCCUCCGCGCUCCCCACCGAGUUCCCCUCAGGCCCCCGCCCCGGCCCCCGCAGGAUGGGGGACAAUACCAGCCCCAUCAGCGUGAUCCUGGUGAGCUCGGGCAGCAGGGGCAAUAAGCUGCUCUUCAGGUACCCCUUCCAGAGGAGCCAGGAGCACCCCGCGUCCCAGACAAAUACACCACGCAGCAGAUACGCUGUCAACAACACGGGCGAACAUGUUGAUGACCAGGAUGGUGACUCCAGCAAGCCAUGUCCUCCAACCGAUGAGCAAUUGGUUGCAGGGUUCUCGGAUGUUAUUCUGGCAACAAUUUUGGCAACCAAGUCUGAAAUGUGCGGCCAAAAAUUUGAACUGAAGAUUGAUAAUGUACGGUUUGUUGGGCACCCAACACUGCUGCAGCAUGCUCUGGGGCAGGUCUCCAAAACAGACCCAUCUCCAAAGCGGGAAGCACCCACCAUGAUUCUUUUUAAUGUGGUGUUUGCACUGAGGGCCAACGCUGACCCGUCAGUGAUAAACUGUCUACAUAACCUGUCCCGGCGCAUUGCCACUGUCCUGCAGCAUGAGGAGCGCCGCUGCCAGUAUCUCACUCGAGAGGCCAAGCUGAUCCUAGCACUUCAGGAUGAGGUGUCUGCUAUGGCUGACGCAAAUGAAGGUCCUCAGUCCCCGUUCCACCACAUCCUGCCCAAGUGCAAGCUGGCUAGGGACCUCAAGGAAGCUUACGACAGCCUCUGCACAUCUGGUGUGGUGCGGCUUCACAUUAACAGCUGGCUGGAAGUGAGCUUCUGUCUGCCCCACAAGAUCCACUAUGCAGCUUCAAGUCUGAUCCCUCCUGAGGCUAUUGAGCGGAGCCUGAAAGCCAUCCGCCCGUACCAUGCCUUGCUACUACUCAGUGAUGAGAAGUCUCUGCUGAGUGAGCUUCCCAUUGACUGCUCUCCGGCUCUAGUGCGGGUCAUCAAGACCACAUCUGCUGUGAAGAACCUGCAGCAGCUAGCCCAGGAUGCUGAUCUGGCCUUGUUGCAGGUCUUCCAGCUUGCAGCUCACCUGGUAUACUGGGGCAAGGCCGUCAUCAUCUACCCAUUGUGUGAGAACAACGUCUAUGUCCUGUCUCCCAAUGCCAGUGUGUGUCUGUACUCCCCACUGGCCGAGCAGUUCUCCCGCCAGUUCCCGUCCCAUGACCUGCCAUCCAUCCUGGCCAAGUUUUCCUUGCCUGUUUCUCUGUCCGAGUUCAGGAGCCCUCUGGCUCCCCCAGCACAGGAGACCCAGCUCAUUCAGAUGGUGGUGUGGAUGCUGCAGCGCCGGCUCCUCAUCCAGCUGCACACCUAUGUUUGCCUGAUGGCCUCACCCGGUGAAGAGGAACCUCGACUGCGAGAGGAUGAUGUCCCCUUUACGGCCCGAGUUGGUGGCCGCAGCCUCAGCACGCCCAACGCCCUAAGCUUCGGCUCCCCAACCAGCAGUGAUGACAUGACCCUUACCAGCCCCAGUAUGGACAACUCCAGUGCAGAGCUGCUCCCCAGUGGGGACUCACCACUGAACAAGAGGAUGACAGAGAACCUGCUGGCCAGCCUCUCAGAGCAUGAGCGGGCUGCCAUCCUCAGUGUGCCUGCAGCCCAAAACCCUGAGGACCUCCGCACCUUUGCCAGGCUCCUUCACUACUUCCGUGGCCGUCACCAUCUGGAGGAGAUCAUGUACAACGAGAACACACGGCGUUCCCAGCUGCUCACGCUCUUUGACAAGUUCCGAAGCGUGCUGGUGGUGACCACCCAUGAGGACCCCGUCAUUGCUGUCUUCCAGGCCCUGCUCACAUGAGCCCAGGCAGCGUGCCCAGUGUGAAUGGGAACUAGUCUACCCCUGACCCAGAACUCCUGGCUGGCCUUAGGAGGAUGGGCAGCCCCAGCCUGGCAGAACUGGUUCUUGUCCCAGCUGUCCGUCUGGUCAGAAGAAGCUAUGGGGCAACAUUGCUGGACUUUUUAGUUUUGAGACAAAGACUUAUGCAGCCCAGACCUCAUACUUGCUAUGUAUCCAAGGGUGACUUUGAACUCCUGAUCUUCCUGCCUCUGUUCCUGUGUGCUAGGAUUACAGACAUGUGUUACCAAUGUUACUUUAAGAAAUACAAGUAUAUUUAUUUUCAUUUA